Pseudomyrmex gracilis is the source of this 1306-nucleotide messenger RNA. It is a transcript of the gene Tfb4, whose product is annotated as general transcription factor IIH subunit 3. Gene Ontology annotation, biological process: nucleotide-excision repair; regulation of DNA-templated transcription. The transcript has 6 exons. Lineage: Eukaryota; Metazoa; Arthropoda; Insecta; Hymenoptera; Formicidae. Gene Ontology annotation, cellular component: transcription factor TFIIH core complex; transcription factor TFIIH holo complex. The coding region runs from base 241 to 1098 and encodes 285 amino acids. The record is from RefSeq and is a predicted model, not a curated record.
UUUCAUUCAAUUUUCUACCGUGUGGAUGUGUGUGUGUGUGCCGAGAGCGUCGUAACUACGAAAGGGAGACGAGAGGGUGAUCGCUCUGAUAAUACACAAAACUCUGUUCACGUGUUCACGUAUUUGUGAUUGUUUAUCACUAUUACAGUUGAACCAAAUGAUAUACAGAAUGUCGUCAUAAAUGUGUUCUGAUACAAAAAUAAAAAAAGUUUAAUCGAAUUGUUUAACUAUCUCAGCAAAAUGUCGAUUGAAAUAGAAACAAGCUUGCUUGUUAUAGUGCUGGAUGUGAAUCCGAUACAACGAAUAGUUAAACAAGAAACGAGAAUACUGUCGCAGUGUCUGGAUUCCACCAUCAUUUUCGCGAAUGCUCAUCUCAUGCAAUCGUCCAACAAUCAAUUGGCUAUAAUGGCUUGUCACGGACACAAUGCCAGAUUUCUCUAUCCGUGUGAGAACAUGGCAGAAAUAAGACAAAUAGACGGUCAAUAUGAAAAGUUCACAAUGGUAGAACGCACGGUGCGCCAGCGGUUACAACAAGUUGUAUAUGACAUUCCCAUGGAUGUUCCAUUGAACACGGAGAGUCUUAUUUCUGGCGCGCUUAGUAUGGCAUUGUGUUACAUCAGUCGAUUAGAUCGCGACAAGAUCGCAGGCCAGAAGCUACAUCCCAGAAUACUGGUGAUCACGGCUAGUAAUGAUUCGGCCACACAGUACAUGAACUAUAUGAACAUAUUCUUCACCGCUCAGAGAAUGAAUGUUAUACUGGAUGUAUGCAGUUUAGAUCAAGAGCUGACUCUCCUGCAACAGGGUUGCGACAUUACUGGCGGCAAUUAUCUGAAAGUACCGCAACUUGCUGGAUUGUUGCAGUAUUUAUUGUGGGUCUUUCUGCCAGACCCGAGUGUCAGAUCAAAAUUAGUACUUCCGCCACCGGUGAAAGUGGACUAUAGAGCGGCGUGCUUCUGUCAUCAGGAACUUAUCGACAUUGGAUAUGUUUGUUCUAUAUGUUUAUCAAUUUUCUGUAAAUUUAGUCCAAUAUGCACAACUUGUCUCACGGUGUUCAAGCCAGGACCCAUACCAAUGAAGAAGAAGAAAAAAAGAACGUAACGGUAUCUAAUAUUAAUUUCACGAAAUAUUUCUCAUACGGGUAUACACAUAUGUAUUAUUAAUUCUGUAAUUAAAUCACACAAGUAAAAAACAAAAAAAAAAUUGUUCUCACACGUAAACGGAAGAAACACAAAUAUAUAUUUGUAUACGAAAUUUAUGCUUUAUUUGUAAUGUAAACUAUUUAAGAUUAAACUUAUAGUGACGACAA